AUGUUUCUCAAGGAUGAGCUCAACACCAUGAAAGCUCUCCUUGACAAGCUAGAGCUUGUUGAUAAGCUUGAUCCUUUGGCUAAGGACUGGCGGGACCAUGUCAGGGAGAUGUCCUAUGACAUGGAGAAUUGCGUCGACGACUUCAUGCAUGAUCUUGAAGGCGCUGAUGGCAAGAAAGGCUUUGUCAGGAAGAUGACCCAGCGUCUUAGGAGGCUGGGGAGGCGUCAUCAGAUUGCCAACCAGAUCGAGGAGCUCAAGAUUCGUGCAGUCGAGGAAAAUGCUCGACGCCAGAGGUACAAGAUUGAUGAUUGCAUACAUUCAAGUUCAACUGUUGUUGCUGUAGAUCCCCGGGUGUCAGCAAUCUAUGAGGAGGCAGCAAACCUCGUAGGCAUUGAUGGCCCAAGAGAAGAACUUAUCAGCUGGUUGACUAAUAGCAAGAGAAAGCUUAAAGUGGUGUCCAUUGUGGGCUUUGGUGGCUUGGGUAAAACUACACUUGCCAAACAAGUGUAUGAAAAGAUUGGAGGGCAAUUUGACUGCAAGGCAUUUAUUUCAGUCUCACAAAGACCUGACAUGGCAAGUCUUCUCAAUGGUCUAGGAUUGAACCUUGGACUGAAGGACUUUCGUGCUCACGAGGUGUCAUACAUCAUAGACCGUCUCAGAGAACAUCUAACAGAUCAGAGGUACCUUAUCGUAGUUGAUGACUUGUGGGAUCAAACUGCAUGGAAUAUUCUUCGAUGUGUCUUUCCAGAAGGUGAUAAUGGGAGUACAGUAAUUGUAACCACAAGAGUGGAUGAUGUCGCUUGCAGGGCAUCUCACGAUCACCAUGGACACAUUUAUAGAAUGAAGCCUCUCAACAGUGAAGACUCAAAAAGGUUAUUCUUUGGUAGAGUGUUCAGAUCGGAAGAUAUUUGUGCACCCCAAUAUGAAGAAGUUUCAACCCAAAUUUUGAAGAACUGUGGUGGAUUGCCACUUGCAAUUAUAACUAUAGCUAGCUUAUUGGCUAGUCGUCAAGCAAAAUCAAGGAGUGAUUGGGAGAGCAUAAUGAAUUCUCUGGGCACCAAUUUUGCUGCAGAUCCUACCCUUGAAGGGAUGAAGAAUAUAUUAAACCUUAGCUACAUGCAUCUACCUCCUCGUCUCCAGGCAUGUUUCCUCUAUCUUGGUUUGUAUCCAGAGGACCGUGAGAUUGAGAGGGAUGAUUUGGCUCGACAGUGGGUAGCCGAAGGCUUUGUCAUUAGUGUUCCUGAGCUAGAUUUGGAAGACAUUGCUAAGAGUUCUUUCAAUGAGCUUAUCAAUAGAAGUAUGAUUCAGCCUGCCCGAACCAUAUAUGGGGAGGUGUUCUCUUGCAGAGUACAUGACAUGAUCCUGGAUUUGAUCUUGAGCAAGUGCGCAGAAGAAAAUUUUAUGCAUACAGCACACAGUUAUGGAGAAAUGGAAAAAAUGCAUAGUUGCAAGUACAAAGUCCGUCGAUUAUCUCUGAACUUGAGCGCAGCUGGGGCAACACCAGGGUCGACUCUUGCUACUAGUCUGUCACAAGUCCGAUCAUUUGCACAGUUUGGAGAGUCCAUAUAUGCACCUCCUGUUGAGUAUUUUAAGCAUAUCCAGGUGCUGGUAUGUGAGGUGCCAGGUGAAUGGACAAGCAAGCUAGGUGCAAUCUGCCACUUGUUUCAGCUGAGAUAUUUGAAGGUUUCAGCACACAGCGUAGAGCUUCCAGCAGAGAUUCGAGGGCUUGUGCACCUGAAGACACUGGAGAUGAACUGCAGAUAUGAAUCAAAAAUCAGUUCAGAUAUAGUCCACCUGCCCGAUUUGUUCCAUCUGCUCCUUCCACACUGCACAGGGCUGCCUCAAGGGAUCCGGAACAUGACAUCAAUCCGCACCCUACGUUGUUCAAACAUGGGGAAGAGCUCGGUGGAGGAUAUUACAGGUCUGGGCGAGCUGACCAAUCUAAGGGAUCUAAGCCUAUCCAAGAGUUACGGGGAGUCUUUGACGGCGGAGGGGGUUGAUGCUCUGGUCUCCUCAAUUGGGAAGCUCCGAGACCUUAGGCAACUCUACCUCGGUUGCCGUCGUAAACGCUAUAACGACCAGCUGGACUCGUUGCCUGAUCCUCCUCCCCGUCUCGAGGUGCUCAAUCUGGACGACUGGCUGUUCUAUGUAGUUCCCAAAUGGCUCGGUGGUCUCCGUUAUCUCAGGUUGCUCUCUCUGACCGUUGUUGACUUGUCGACUGACGAGCUGCGUAUUCUUGGAGAGCUGCCCUCUCUUGUUCAUGCCUACCUCACCGUCUUACGUAUCCCCGAAGACAAGAUCGUGGUCGGCUCAGGGUCAUUCCCGGUUCUGGAGGACAUUUCCCUUAUUUCUGAUGAAGAUGUCGGAGCUUACCUGAGAUUCGAGGCAGGGGCUAUGCCCAGUCUACGAACACUCCGUUUCAAAUUCGGAGUGCAGGACUGGAGCGGCUGUACACCGGACGGCAUGGAGCACCUUCUAGGCCUGGAGCAAGUCAACGUAGAUCUCAAGUGCACGGCCGUCACGGAAGAUGGACAAUGGAAACAAGUGGCACCCGGUGUCUCCUCCGCAUACAGUAAGGCACUGGAGGUGCACCCGAGGCGUCCUACCUUUGCGCUCGUGUAG
This is a messenger RNA of Triticum turgidum subsp. durum (durum wheat), 2622 nucleotides long. The record is from the annotation of a GenBank genome assembly. NCBI's taxonomy places the organism in Eukaryota, Viridiplantae, Streptophyta, Magnoliopsida, Poales, Poaceae.